Prorocentrum cordatum is the source of this 2216-nucleotide messenger RNA. The record is from the annotation of a GenBank genome assembly. Lineage: Eukaryota; Dinophyceae; Prorocentrales; Prorocentraceae.
AUGCGUGAGGCGAUCUGCAUCCACAUUGGGCAGGCGGGUGUGCAGAUUGGCAAUGCAUGCUGGGAGCUUUUCUGCCUUGAGCAUGGUAUCCAGCCUGACGGCCAGAUGCCCUCUGAUAAGACGAUCGGAGGCGGCGACGAUGCCUUCAACACGUUCUUCUCUGAGACUGGCGCUGGCAAGCACGUCCCCCGCUGUGUGAUGGUCGACCUAGAGCCCACUGUGGUCGAUGAAGUACGCACGGGUACCUACCGUCAGCUGUUCCACCCUGAACAGCUCAUCUCUGGCAAGGAGGAUGCCGCGAACAACUUCGCGCGAGGGCACUACACCAUCGGCAAGGAGAUCGUCGACCUCGUCCUGGAUCGGAUCAGGAAGUUGGCCGACAAUUGCACUGGCCUCCAGGGCUUCAUGAUCUACAAUGCCGUCGGCGGAGGCACUGGCUCCGGGCUCGGUUGCCUGAUGCUGGAGCGCUUGUCUGUAGACUACGGGAAGAAGACGAAGUGCUCUUUCACUGUGUGGGCGUGCCCGCAGGUCGCCACGGCAGUGGUGGAGCCCUACAACACUGUUCUCUGCGUGCACUCCCUCCUGGAGCACACUGAUGUCACCAUCAUGUAUGACAACGAGGCACUGUACGAUAUAUGCCGCCGCAACCUUGACAUCGAGCGCCCUACUUACACCAACCUGAACAGGCUGCUGGCGCAGAUCAUCUCCUCGCUGACUGCGUCGUUGCGCUUCGACGGUGCUCUGAACGUGGACAUCACCGAGUUCCAGACGAACUUGGUGCCCUACCCACGCAUCCACUUCAUGCUCUCCAGCUAUGCACCCGUGAUCUCUGCGGAGAAGGCGUACCAUGAACAGCUGUCAGUGGCGGAGAUCACCAUGUCCGUCUUCGAGCCCGCAUCAAUGUUCGUGAAGUGCGACCCUCGUCAUGGCAAGUACAUGGCAUGCUGUAUGAUGUACCGCGGAGACGUAGUGCCCAAAGAUGUGAACGCCGCGGUAGCUACUAUAAAGACCAAGCGCACCAUUCAAUUCGUGGAUUGGGCUCCCCGGCUGCGGCUACGGCCGCGGCCCGGCAGGGGGAGGCUCGGAGGUGGCUGUACCCAUGUCCUUGCCACACUGCUGCCGAAAGUCCAACCUCACCUACCGACGAAAGCUCUGGCGGGCGUGGCUCUGGGCUGGAGAAGUACCUCGCACGAGGGACUGUCUGCUGACCGGGGCCAUAUGCUGACGAGGUGCCCGGGGUGUUCCCAGCUUCGGGAUUCUCGGUGCUCGUGCUACCGCGUAGGCAGUGGCGGGGGGGCCAAAGACAUGCAGGGAAUUCAACCGGCCCGCGGGUCGCAGCCUGACAGGUGGGUGGGCCAGCCGACCUACAUGUGGGAGUGCCUUAUAAAGCUCCGGCCUACAGGAAUGCCCAUGUGCGGACCGUCGCGCUGGUUGCCGUUACAGCUCCUGGCCUGCUCCGAACUGCUACAGAAUCCAGAAAGGGGUUCUACGGGAUGGGCGCCCCGUAACAGAUCCAGCACGCAGUGGGGGUCUCUACUGCGUCAACGAGAUCCCCCCCGGAGGGCCGACCCGAGGCCGCGGCGCGGCCCGCACGCGGGUGCUUAUUCGUGGAUUGGUGCCCCACGGGCUUCAAGUGCGGCAUCAACUAUCAGCCUCCCACAGUGGUCCCUGGUGGCGACCUGGCCAAAGUCAUGCGCGCCUGCUGCAUGAUCAGCAACUCCACCGCCAUCGCAGAGGUCUUCUCGCGCAUCGACCACAAGUUCGACCUUAUGUACUCGAAGCGCGCGUUCGUGCACUGGUAUGUGGGUGAGGGUAUGGAGGAGGGCGAGUUCUCCGAGGCUCGCGAGGACCUGGCGGCGCUGGAGAAGGACUAUGAGGAGGUGGGCAUCGAGACCGCAGAGGGCGAGGGCGAGGAAGAGGGCUACGGCGACGAGUUCUGAGCAGGCUGCCACUGAGCAGCUGCACGAGGGAGGGUAACCGAGGAGUCGCACUCUCGUUGAGAACGGCGUGCUUCCACGACCUUCCCCAAAUACUUGCGUGUUUGCACGCAGCAGAUCGGCGUAUUUUCCACGCUGACCUGUGGCUGUUCACUUGUGCAACACAUCUUGGCUCGGGGUGGCCGAACCGUUAGACCGCCUCGUGCCCCUGCCACCUUGUCAUCGCGCCUGCAGAGAAACCAACCAAAGAGGGCCCCAGACGCCCCCAGGGGGUCACCG